GGCGCCUUCGUCUCCCUCGCCGACGUCACGCCACCCCGUUGACAUUGCUCUAUAAAACGGGAAGCCUCGACGCUGCAGCCGAGCAGGCUAGUACUAGUAGUAGGACGACGAGCCACUCUUCCUCGUGCCAGCGAGAGAAGCCGAUUCGACGGCCGGAGCGGAGGGCGAGAUGAAGAGGAAGGGCAACAAGGGCGGGUGCCUCUGCGCGCCGUUCCGGGCGCUGUCGCGGGCGUGCGGCUCGGCCUGCGACCUGUACGUGCGCGGCAUGUCCGGGUGCGUGGGCCGCGUGCCGACGGCGAUGUCGGCCGCGGCGGUCGGCCGCGGGUUCGGCAGGUCGACGACGACGACGACGAUGCACCUGCGGGUGAGCUCGGACGCCGCCACCCGCCGCGACGUCGAGGAGCUCGUCCGCGCCGCGUCGAGGCAGCGGCGCGUGGCGGCCGAGCCGCCGCCGGCGGGGAAGGGCGCAGGGGCAGGCAAGAAGGGCCACUACCGCGGGGCACCGGCGGCCGUCCAGGUGGCGAGGAAGAAUGGGCCCUCGAUCGAGACGCCGCCCGCCGUCCCGGCGCCGCGGAAGAAGAGCGUGGCGAUGGGGACGAUCGCUGAGGACGCGCCGUGCGAGUUUGCGGCGGACGGCAUGACGAAGGCAACGGCGCCGGUGAGGCGGGGCGCCACGGCCGACGGCCUGGCCGCUCGCGCCGGCGGGUUUGGCGCCAUCAAGGUGGGGACCGAGGCCUUCGCGCGCUGAGCGAUGAUGUAUAGUCAGCUUUUGAACACCCAUAUAUCCGAAGAUUCUCUCUGUUUUCGUAUCAAUGUAUAAUUAACUUUGAGAUCCGACGAUGAGUGUAAAUGGAUAUGUGUGCAU
Oryza brachyantha (malo sina) is the source of this 865-nucleotide messenger RNA. RefSeq lists its product as uncharacterized. The record is from RefSeq and is a predicted model, not a curated record. The coding region runs from base 170 to 748 and encodes 192 amino acids. The transcript has a single exon. NCBI's taxonomy places the organism in Eukaryota, Viridiplantae, Streptophyta, Magnoliopsida, Poales, Poaceae.